AGCGUUUAUAGCAACCGACUGCUUAGGGAGCCAGACCAACUGAGACUGAGCAAAGAAAUCGUGUGAAGAUAAUAGCUGGCUAAUUAUAUUCAGUCCAUGUCUGUAUAGUCGUGAAAGGGUGGAAAACACUCCGUGCUGUUUGAACGUGUUUUGUUUCCAUAUCCACGGCAAUGCUGUACUGGUUUGCGGUAGUUAAGUUUUAAUGAUUAAUGAUAUUCUAACCCAGUUGCCAAGGGUAAGGGAUGGGUAACGCGUUGCCUCGCUAGGCAACAUCAGGCCGCUUUCCAAGCCCGUCCUUAAGGAAGAUGUGCGUCAAUGCUUCAUUGAUAUAUUUAGUUACUUAGCUAGUUAGCCACAUUUUGGUGUUGUUCCGGCCCAGUUUUGUUGGAGCCCACCUGAAAACGGGCGUGAAAUCGAAGAGAUCGGUUGCUCAAUCUCACAUUUACUCCGGGGUGUUGCAGCUGCACGAAGCCAGACAUGGUAACUGGACUCAGUCUCAGGUAGGGUUGCAGUGAUCCCAGAGCCAGUCGGAACCAGAACCCGCGAGGAGCGUCCCGUGAGAGACCGCAGCCAUGUUGGAGGAGGACAUGGAGGUGGCCAUCAAGGUGGUGGUGGUGGGCAACGGGGCCGUGGGCAAGUCCAGCAUGAUCCAGCGCUACUGCAAGGGCAUCUUCACCCGGGACUACAAGAAGACCAUCGGGGUGGACUUCCUAGAGCGCCAGAUCGUGGUAAACGAUGAGGACGUGAGGCUGAUGCUGUGGGACACAGCAGGCCAGGAGGAGUUUGACGCCAUCACCAAGGCCUACUAUCGAGGGGCCCAGGCCUGUGUGCUGGUCUUCUCCACCACGGACCGUGACUCGUUCGAGGCCAUCGGCAGUUGGAGGGAGAAGGUGGAGGCGGAGGUGGGGGACAUCCCCACAGUGCUGGUGCAGAACAAGAUCGACCUCCUGGACGACACGGUGAUCAAAAAUGAGGAGGCAGAGGGAUUGGCCAAGAAGCUGAAGCUGAGGUUCUACCGCACUUCAGUGAAAGAGGACCUCAAUGUCAAUGAAGUUUUCAAGUACCUGGCGGACAAAUACCUGCAGAGACUGAAGCAGCAGAGCGCGGAGGAGACGGAGGUGGUGCACACAACCAGCAAUAAAAUCGGGGUGUUCAACACGGCAGGAGGCAGCCACUCCGGGCAAAACUCCAGCAGCCUGAACGGCUGUGAGGUCAUCAACCUGCGACCGAACCGACAAAGGACCAAGAAGAGCAAAACCCCCUUCGGCAGCUGCCGCCUGCUGUAAAACAGAGACCCCGCCCCCGUCGGAUCGAGGGUUGAACGAACCCCGACUGGUGGCGGGAAAACUGACCGCAGGCUUUAUCACAGGGCUCAAAGGCUUCACAGCAUCAUGCAGAACUCAGUACGUUAGGAAGUAAGUCUCCGGGUGAUGUCUGUGUUGUCAUAUCCUGUCGAACACAGUCAGCCUGAGAGGUGGUCCAAAGAUGGUGGCUUUUUGUCUCACCGGAUGUGCACGACCUGUGUUCUUGAGUUAUGCAUCUUGCUGCGAGGCCUCUGUGCUGCCUUUGAUCCCUGUGAACAGUCCGUCGUUGGGAAGCUCUUGCUGCAAGACUAUCCAGCUCCUUCUAAAUCACACUCUUUGUUUCCCCCUGGUGGCUGCGUACGGUAGGACAGCCAAAGGUAUAAAAUCUGGGCCUCGCUGCGUCCGAAUUGAAUGCGGAUUUCACAUAUUUGCAUUCCGACAUUCCAUAAGUGAUAUAAAAUUAUUGUUCUUUCUAAUGGCCCAGAGCAGCAUAGCUUCCUGCUGGUUCAUCAGCAAAACAUAUUUGUAUGUGUACAUAUGUGAUUUUCAGAGUACCAUUUGUGCAUUUUACUGUUCAUCUGUGCAAUAUGUUAGUAAUGGUAGAGAUAUAGUCUACAGAUUAUUUGGUACUAUUUUUUUUCCUUAAAAUGAAUUGAAUCUGCUUCGAUAUGUGUCAUGAAUAUAUAUGUAGUUAAUCUUUUUCCAGGAUAUUUUUAUAUAACAUGACGGUGUUUAGUGAAUGUGGGCGUUCAACUGCCUGACAAAAAAACAGAAAAAACUAAUGAGUUAAUAUAGUGCCAAAUUGUUUUGAAAACUUAACUACCUUCCUCAUUAAAAAUGUAUAAAGACACAAUCUUACAAGGUACUUCAGCAGGUGAUAUAGAUAGAAUAUUUGUCUCUAAUCAUAUGGAACACGUUUUUUAAAACAGAAAAAUAUGUGGCAGAGUAUAUAUAUACACUUGGUUUUAUAUAUAUAUAUAUAUAUAUAUAUAUGUAUAUGUAUAUAUAUAAGCAAGUGCGGUUGGUUGUUUGAAUGGUACUGAAUUGUAAGAAUCACAAUGACUGAGUUACGCUAAAUCAGACUAUAUGGUGACUCCUGGUGUUUUGAGAACUUGCGGAGACUGUGAAUCGGUUUAAUUGAACAGUAUCCAAAGCAGCGCUCUGUGGCAUUAGGAGCACACGGACUCUGGCCGUUUGAAUAGCACGGGCGUCUCGUCCGCAGAGAGCCGUUAGCCUUCACGUUCCCUCUUCCCGGCCGCCAUUUUGCCUGUUACCGGUUCCCCCAUUUCCUUGCUUUCGCUCUCAGGUGAGUGAGUCUUGAACUGCCGGGGUUCCCCAAAAUGUUUUAAUCCCAAAGCUACCUAAAGUGGGAACCCUGUGAAUAUGGGACCCCUCCUUUAAAAAAAAUAAAUAAAUAAAUAAUUUUAAAAAAAGGUUAGCCUUGACACCAUUUUGAAAACAUGCACUACAGGCUCUUUAACAUGCUAUUACAUGACUACAUGGAAGCUUGGCUAAAUUGCAGUGCCACUGUAUCAUGGCUCAGAAUAGGACUUGUACUCAUUAGUACAAUCUAAAUAUGUAAUAAUUACAAUAAUCACAGUAUUACCAAGGAUGUGUAAACUCAGACAUAGUUUCUUUUUAUCUGAGUGUAUAAAAUAUGUAAUUUUUGAAAUAUGGAAAUAUAAACAGAAAACUAAAUAUUUUUAAAAGGGAGAUUUUUUUUUCUUCCCUUUUCGUUUUGCUUCGGACCCCGUAGGAAUCCUUGGACUAAGUGGGUCCUGGUUUGGGAGCCCUCGCCUUACAGGACAGGGACGAAUCGCUGUAACGAAAUACGCUUCGUAACUGGCAGGGUCUCUGGCAUGGCCUUGGUGACUUGCAGACUCAGUGAAAGGAACGGCUCUCGCUGAUAAGAUAUGGAUUGAAGCUCCCGGCAAAGCCGGGGUGGAUUUUCUCACAGUCUGACUACAGGCAGGCGGGCGCUUGUAUAAAACAUUCCCAGUGUGUUGAUGCCGCUCGGCUGGAUCCCAGAUCUUUAAAUGGGCCUUUUUCACGUUGGGUUUAGCAUCAGAAUUAUGUUUACAUGUUUGUAGUGUUUGCUUUUUCCAAUAUAUUGCUUUUGUUUAAUUUUAAGUGGAACAUCCUCUGAAAAAACUAUUUCAAGAGUUCAGAAAAGGCUAAACUAAGACAAUUUGUGGUUUAAUUCCUGUUCUGAAAUUGCGUACCCCUUUGAGAAGUCGAUGUCCCUUCAAAAAUGGGGUCUUUGCAGCCAGAAAUGGUGUAGGGUUCAGCCUUUGCUUGCCUUUUAAAAUUUGAAUAACUGUGGGAGUCAGACAUUUUGGAACGGUAGCCAAAAAAGAAGUAUUCUUCAUUUGGCAUCCUUAACAUUUUUAGAUUAUGGAUUUUUCAAAUGGAGGUUCCCUCUCAUUUUCACAAUUUUCCACAGUGAUUUGGUAACCGAUACACCAUGCAGAAUGCUAAGCUUGCAGAAUACUUGAUGUAAUAUUGCCUUCAUAAUGAGAUCUUAUGAUUUUGUUUUUCCUCUGAAUUGUUUUUGCCCAGGCAAUUAAUUCAUGCGAGUGUCCGCUGACCUCCCAUUCCUGCUGUGACCAAUGGCACAAAAACAAUUCUGCUUACGCACGAGAAUACACACAGAAUUGCCUUAAUGUAGAUUUCCUGUCGCCGCUGUGCUAAGUGUUGAUAACCGGAAAUGACAUCAAACAGCAAAUAUGACGAUCGCUUUGGAUCUCAAAUGACCGUUUUCGAUUGGCUACUUCUAAUAUGAGUGAUGCAUUGUCCACACAGUGGUUAAAGUACAGAAAAGUAAAUGACUACCAUUUUCUGCCAGGCUCCAUUCACAAUGAAUCCACGCCAGCCUUUUCUAAGUUAAGGUAAAGGCCAAACACUGGAAAAUAAAAUUGGUGUAAUUUCAGAAUCAGCUCUUGGUGGGGGAGGGGGAUGCUGAUAUUUUACUGAACCCUGUAGAAGCAGAACUACAGCCUUGUCUGCUUUUCAGAACUCAAUGCGCUGGGAAAAAAACCCCUGAAAAUCAGUGGUCUGUACUUCUACGAGUCAGCCACGCUUACUUUCUUGUCCCUGGCUCCUAAUGACAUGAAAGGGGAACAUAACUUACAUCUUGCUCCUGGUCUGGUGCUCCCUAUGUGUACUUGCUACUCCCUGUAGCACAGACAUUGCAGGCCCCAUCUUUGACUGAGUCAUUAGCUAUCUAUGACCAGUAGUCCAUAGGGGCAGGACACCAUUAAUCCUGCCAUUGGACAGGUGUAUUUCACUUUAGCCCUGAUGCUAGCUGCACGUAUCUGUGAGUUACACCUGUUCUAUGGUUGGCAAAGCUCUCCCACAGAACUCUGUGGCCUGAAGGGUGUAAACAAGUCGCUGGUUUAUAAGAUUGUACGAGGGAACGUGCUUAAUCUUGUGUGUUCUUGGGGCACAGGUGACCGGAGACCUAGGUGGAGAUGUUUGUUGCUGUGAAAGGCUAUUGUUAUAGCAUGGGAUAGGGUUGUGGUCAUGUUGAGCUUCAACACCAAAACGCGCCCACACACACACAACUCACUGGUGGGGUAUGAGUCACGGGUGCCACAGAGAACGAAGCCCUGUGAUUGGGUGCAUUGUUCCGUAGCUAAAACUGAGGGGAAUCUGCAGGGCUUAACGGGUGCGGAGAAGACCAGGAAAAUGUGAGGGGUGUUUGCGUUGAGCGCUUUCCAGGGGCUGGCUUGUUAAAAAGAACAGUCUGUUCUUCCAGAAACCCGUCCGCUCGUGAGGGCUGAGCUGAAAUGCUGUAGCUCGGCGGGCUCGGAUCCAGACGCUUUUCUGUCCCUCGUAUCCCGGUCUUCAGCAAUGUGCUGUGGAGAGAGCUGGGCCUGCUGACUGCUUCCAAAACUGACCAGAUGGAGGUCCAGUCACUGAGCUGGAAUACACUUGUGUUUUUCUUUUGUUGUUAAUCUUAAAUAUGUCAGCUGCUUCUUCUGUUAAUUUUGCCCCUUACCUAUUUUUAAUUAUGUUACCAUGGCUCCUUGCCCAUUGGCUGCUGUGCAUCUUUGCGCAUUUGUUUAAUUAUUCUGUAACAGUGGUUUUACACUACAAUCACCCCCCAACCCCCACAGAGAGGCACAUGACUUUCAUCAAACCGAGCUAACAAAUCACGCAUCUUUAUAAUCCAUGCUUCAGGAAAAAAGAAAGUUGAAAGCUCUCUUCAUCGGUUGUAAAACAUCCAAGUUAAUCCUGGCUUUUAUCUCUGUUGUUGCUGGUCUCCAAGGAGACUUUGGGAGGAACUCUGUUUGGACACGUGUUAAAAGGCAUUAGUGAAUUACAACACUAUUUCAUCUGUGACAUAAAAGUGGUGGAAUGCACAGUGACCCCACCCCCACCAUACUGUAUUCUCUGUUGCUGCUUUGUUCUUAUAAUUUCAUGAACCUACUUAUGUACCCAGCAUCCAACAGUCCAGUGCGAUGACCUUCAGUCUACCAAUUUGUGUAUCAUCAGGCUGUUUGAUGGUUGUGCAAACAUCAAUAAAGAAUGUAUAGAUU
Messenger RNA from Anguilla rostrata (American eel), 5845 nucleotides. RefSeq names its product RAB23, member RAS oncogene family (gene rab23). Bases 573 to 1286 code for a protein of 237 amino acids. Gene Ontology annotation, biological process: vesicle-mediated transport. NCBI's taxonomy places the organism in Eukaryota, Metazoa, Chordata, Actinopteri, Anguilliformes, Anguillidae. The transcript has 7 exons. Gene Ontology annotation, molecular function: GTPase activity; GTP binding. The record is from RefSeq and is a predicted model, not a curated record.